This is a messenger RNA of Anopheles nili, 1983 nucleotides long. Its product is annotated as membrane-associated transporter protein-like. Lineage: Eukaryota; Metazoa; Arthropoda; Insecta; Diptera; Culicidae. Gene Ontology annotation, biological process: transmembrane transport. The coding region runs from base 1 to 1983 and encodes 660 amino acids. Gene Ontology annotation, cellular component: membrane. The transcript is spliced from 5 exons. Gene Ontology annotation, molecular function: sucrose:proton symporter activity. The record is from RefSeq and is a predicted model, not a curated record.
AUGAGCAGCUAUGGGUCGUUUGAGACAGACCAAAACGCGACUCAAGCCAAGAGUGGAGGACCGGCAAGACAUCCGCAGCCGGGGACAAGCAAUAGUUCAUCAAAGGGAUCUUACCUCAAGACCCAGGGACAGAACAGCCUCACGAUGGUCGCAGGUGGAGUUACCAACUUCCACUCGGAGUUCCGCAACGAUCCGGUGGUAAAGGAAAUGCGGCAACUGCGCGAGGAAAAUGCUCGCCGUCAGAAGCACGAUUAUUCGCAUGUGUUCAGGAAUAAAUCACGAUUUGAUUUCAUUCGAAUCUCAGCGGUCAUAAUGGGCAUGGAGUUCGUCUACUCCGCCGAGACGGCAUUCGUAUCACCGAUCCUGCUUGGGAUCGGCAUCGAGCAUCAUCUGAUGACGAUGGUUUGGGGCAUUUCGCCUCUGAUCGGCUUCUUCAUGUCACCCGUUAUUGGAUCUAUUAGUGAUCGGUGUCGAUCGCGGUUUGGCCGUCGUCGGCCGGUACUGCUGGUGCUUGGUUUGGGUCUCAUAACUGGUUGUUUGCUGGUGCCGAAUGGGAAAGAAAUCGGUUCAUGGUUCGGUGAUCUGGGAGAAACCAUUCCUGGCACGGUGAUAGAACCGGCAACCGCACUGCUGAUUGAUCUCAAUGGUACGAUCUCAAGCGACGCUUUCCACGCGUAUAAUUUCUACAAAAUCGAAAGUGAAAUAGCCGAGCAUAGGCCGGACUAUCGGUGGGCAAUCGUGAUCACGAUCAUCGGUACCAUUAUGACCGACUUCAAUGCCGACAACUGCAUGACACCGUCGAGAGCUUUUCUGUUGGACAUUUCCUUGCCAGAGGAUCAUGGCCGUGCAUGCAGCACGUUCUCUAUUUUAGCUGGCAUGGGUGGUUCGAUAGGAUACGCAAUGGGUGGAAUCAACUGGGACGAAACAUCGUUCGGUGAGCUGCUUGGUGGAAGCAUAAGGACCGUCUUCACAAUGGUGUCGGUCAUAUUUGCCAUCUGUCUCACUAUCAGUUUGACAAGCUUCCGGGAAAUACCUCUCCCGUUGCUCGAACAGGACGACCUGUUGCGGCCAUUGACAGAAACGAUUAUCAAGAAGGAAAAAGCUCGCCGUCAAAAUCAGAUUUUUGUCGUGAAGGGUGUCAGUAAGGCGUUGACCGCGCAGCUCCAGUCAAUCCAAACGCCCGAGGAUGGUGCGACACAAAAGAUCAACAACGCGCUGGUCGACGUCGAGAGAGCUCCACGUCCGAAGGAUGGCACUGAAGAGGAAGAAGAAGAGGAGGAACACUUCGAAAUGGGACCGAAGGACUUCAUCAAAAGCAUUGUCAUGAUGCCAAAGUCCAUCGCUAUUCUGUGCCUUACGAAUCUGCUCUGUUGGAUGAGUCACCUGAGCUACUCGCUGUACUUUACGGAUUUCGUCGGUGAGGAGGUGUUCCGAGGUGAUCCGGCGGCACCGACAUACUCGGAUGAGUACAAGCUGUUCCUGGAGGGCGUAAGGUACGCGUGCUUUGGCAUGGCGAUCUAUUCUAUUUCUUGCUCCACCUGCUCCUUCACGAUCGAGAAGCUCAUCAAGGUACUGCGUGCUCGCACUGUAUACUGCGGCGGUCUCAUAAUUGACGCGAUCGGCAUGGCCUGUAUGGCGUUUUUCCCGAACAAGGUGACCGUAUACGUGCUCAGUGCCACGGGAGGAAUCGUAUAUGCGCUUCUCUUCACGAUGCCAUUCUUGCUGAUCGGACAGUAUCACGCAAAGGGAACGUUUAAAGUUACCAAACCUGGAGCUGAAGCUAAGCAAGAACGGAAACGCGGCCUGGCCACGGAUAUUGCCGUCGUUGGGGGGAUGAUUUUUAUCGCCCAAAUUAUCGUUGCUGUUGGAAUGGGCUCACUUAUCACGUAUUUUGGCACAACCGCUGUCGUCGUGUACAGUGCCAGCAUUUGCAGCCUACUUGCCUCGGUAAGCGCUUCUCAGGUCGUUUACAUGGAUCUUUGA